AUGUCGACAUUAGAAAAUACUCUUUUUCAACUGAAAUUUACUUCAAAACAAUUACAGAAACAAGCUCUGAAAGCAUCUAAAGAAGAAACGAAAGAAACCAAUAAAUUGAAAAAAAUACUACAAAAUUCCAAUAAUGAUGAUAAUCAAGAAAUUGCUAAAAUUUAUGCUUCAAACGCUAUAAGGAAAAAGAAUGAACGUUUACAACUAUUGAAAUUAUCAUCAAGAAUCGAUUCAGUAGCUUCACGAGUUCAAACAGCAGUCACAAUGAGGCAAGUAUCAAAUUCAAUGAAUCAAGUGUGUAUUGGCAUGGAUAGAGCCUUAAAAACAAUGAACUUACAACAGAUUACAAUGAUUAUGGACAAAUUCGAUACUCAAUUCGAAGAUUUAGAUACUUCAGUAAACGUAUAUGAAGAUAUGGGUACCAAUACUGACGCGAUAGUGGUUGAUAAUGAUAAAGUAGAUGAACUAAUGAAUAAAGUCGCUGAUGAAAACGGUAUUGAAUUAAGACAAUCUGCGAGAGUCGAUACGUUACCAGAAAUUAAAAAUGAUUCAAAUAAAGUUCAAGUGUCAGAUGAGAAAGAAGAUAAAUUGGCUGAAAGAUUAAGAGCUCUACGUGGUUAA
This is a messenger RNA of Henningerozyma blattae CBS 6284, 621 nucleotides long. RefSeq names its product Did2p (gene DID2). The record is from RefSeq and is a predicted model, not a curated record. NCBI's taxonomy places the organism in Eukaryota, Fungi, Ascomycota, Saccharomycetes, Saccharomycetales, Saccharomycetaceae. Gene Ontology annotation, cellular component: multivesicular body; ESCRT III complex. Gene Ontology annotation, biological process: endosome transport via multivesicular body sorting pathway; protein transport; late endosome to vacuole transport. The transcript has a single exon. Bases 1 to 621 code for a protein of 206 amino acids.